CAGGAGAUUUUUGCAUCGCGGCGAACUCUCUCGCAAGGCGCAGCAGAGAGAACUCUUGAGGAGUCCGCCUUCAGUUUCGUCCGCCCGAUUCGAACAGAAAAGGAGCAGGAAGGAAGGAAGGAAGGAAGGAUGGGUUCGGAGACGUUCCUGGAGAUCAUCCUGGCCAUCCUCCUGCCGCCCGUCGGAGUCUUCCUUCGUUAUGGCUGUGGAGUGGAGUUCUGGAUAGAUUUGCUGCUGACGAUUUUGGGGUACAUUCCGGGGAUCAUAUAUGCGAUCUAUGUCCUGGUUGGAUAGCACGAGGACAUUGUUUCGUUUUUUCUUGUACGUUUUUUCCUUGUUUUGUGAGGUUGAAUAAAAUUGUUGUGUUGGUUCUUGUA
Syzygium oleosum is the source of this 377-nucleotide messenger RNA. RefSeq names its product salt stress-induced hydrophobic peptide ESI3. NCBI's taxonomy places the organism in Eukaryota, Viridiplantae, Streptophyta, Magnoliopsida, Myrtales, Myrtaceae. Gene Ontology annotation, cellular component: membrane. Bases 130 to 294 code for a protein of 54 amino acids. The transcript has 2 exons. The record is from RefSeq and is a predicted model, not a curated record.